This is a messenger RNA of Propithecus coquereli (Coquerel's sifaka), 1519 nucleotides long. RefSeq names its product 3-hydroxyisobutyryl-CoA hydrolase, mitochondrial. Gene Ontology annotation, molecular function: 3-hydroxyisobutyryl-CoA hydrolase activity. Gene Ontology annotation, cellular component: mitochondrion. Gene Ontology annotation, biological process: L-valine catabolic process. The coding region runs from base 160 to 1293 and encodes 377 amino acids. NCBI's taxonomy places the organism in Eukaryota, Metazoa, Chordata, Mammalia, Primates, Indriidae. The transcript has a single exon. The record is from RefSeq and is a predicted model, not a curated record.
UCCAGGAGUAUCGCCUCGGCUGCUCCAGGACUUGUCAUCUGUGCCCGGCGGUGGUGGGCAGGUCUGACGUGAGACAGGGGAGCCAUCCCGGUGCGUCGGUUCUGCUGCUUUGGCUCCGGAGUGUUUUGGCCGGUGGCGCGGCGGGAGGUGUGGAGGCUCAUGGCGAGGUUUAAUGCAUUCAAAAGGACUAAUAUCAUACUGCAACAUCUGAGAAUGUCCAAGCACACGGAUAUAGAAGGAGACGUACUAUUGGAACGAAAAUGUUGUGCAGGAGUGAUAACACUUAACAGGCCAAAGUUCCUAAAUGCACUGCAUCUUAAUAUGAUUCGGCAGAUUUAUCCACAGCUAAAGAGGUGGGAACAAGAUCCUGAAACUUUCCUGAUCAUUAUAAAGGGAGCUGGAGGAAAGGCUUUCUGUACUGGGGGUGAUGUCAGAGCGAUCUCAGAAGCUAAAAUGGCAAAACAGAAGAUGCCUCAAGAUUUCUUCAGAGAAGAAUAUAUGCUGAACAGUGCCAUUGAUUCUUGCCAGAAACCUUAUGUGGCCCUUAUUCAUAGAAUUACAAUGGGUGGGGGAGUUGGUCUCUCAGUUCAUGGGCAAUUCCGAGUGGCUACAGAAAAGACUCUCUUUGCAAUGCCAGAAACAGCAAUAGGAUUAUUUCCUGAUGUGGGUGGAGGUUAUUUCUUGCCAAGACUUCAAGGAAAACUUGGUUACUUCCUUGCAUUAACAGGAUUCAGACUAAAAGGAAGAGAUGUGUACAGAGCAGGAAUUGCUACACACUUUGUAGAUUCUGAAGAGUUGAGCAUGUUAGAGGAAGAUUUGUUAGCCUUGAAAUCUCCUUCAAAAGAAAAUAUUGCAGAUGUCUUAGAAACUUACCAUACAGAGUCCAAGAUCGAUAAAGACAAGUCUUUUAUACUUGAAGAACACAUGGACAAAAUAAACAGUUGUUUUUCAGCCAAUACCAUGGAGCAGAUUAUUGAAAACUUACAGCAAGAUGGUUCAUCUUUUGCCCUAGAGCAGUUGAAGGUAAUUAAUAAGAUGUCUCCAACCUCUCUAAAGAUCACACUAAGGCAACUCAUGGAGGGGUCUUCAAAGACCUUGCAGGAAGUAUUAACUAUGGAGUAUCGGCUAAGUCAAGCUUGUAUGGGAGAUCAUGACUUUCAUGAAGGCAUUAGAGCUGUUUUAAUUGAUAAAGACCAGAGUCCAAAGUGGAAACCAGCUGAUCUAAAAGAAGUUACUGAUGAAGAUGUGAAUAAUCACUUUAAGUCUCUAGGAAGCAGUGAUUUGAAAUUUUGAGGUGACUGGUCUUUUCCAGGUAUAUUUUGGAGCAGUGGUUGGCAAACUACAGCAUAUGGUCCAAAUCCAGCUUGCUGCCUGUUUUUAUACAGCUUGCAAGCUAAGAAUGGUUUAUGUAUUUUAAAAUGGUUGGGAAAAGAAUCAGAAACUAAUAUUUCAUGAUUUAUGAAAAUUAUAUGAAAUUCAAAUAUCAGUGUUCACCAAUAAAGCUUUAUUGGAACAUAGC